AUGGAUGAGCGUAGCGGAAAGAUGGCGCUCCAAGAAGAAGAAGAUAAAUCGAGCAAACCGUCUUUUAGUGGCAAGUGGCAGACAUCCGAUAAAAAGGAAAAAAAGAAGUCGAAAAAACGCCAGAAGAGUGACGGUGAAAGUGACAGUCGCAGUGACGGUCGCAAUUCAGGCUCUGACGGCAAAAAAACCAAGCGUGUGAAAAAAUCGAAUUCAAACGACAACUGUCAGCAGCAAGAAGGCAGCGCUGACAGUGUGAAAGCUGUUGUCAAGGCUGAAAAUGACGAAAAGUCGGCGUUACCGGAGAAAGAGAAAAAGAAGUCAAAGAAACAUGGCAAAGAAAAUGGCGCUGAACAUGACAAGGAUGAAAAUGCAGAAGAGCAGAAAAAGGCCAAAAAGCAGCGCAAGGAGAAAGCCGCUAAAUUUGAAGGCGAUAACUGCGAUGGCAAUGUCGCUGCAAGUGUGCCCGUUUCUGUCAAGGCUGCCAAUGCCGAAAGUGUGCCCGUUUCUGGCAAAGCUGGUAAUACCGAAAAAGCUUCGACGCAGCAGGAUGAAAUAAAACGUUCCACAAAAAGCAGCGCUGACAACGAAGACGCAGAAAACGAAACAGAAGAAAAAUAUGACGAGGACGCUGAAUAUAAUGAAGAAUAUGACGAGGACGCUGAAGAUAAUGACGAUUGGAAUGAAGGUGAAUUCACUGAGGUAGAAAAUGUCAAAAAAAAUACCGAAGAAACAGAAUCUGAAGAUGAAGCGUCUGAUGAUGAAGAGUUUGAAGAUGAGUCGACAGACAAUGCAUCUGAAAACGAACGUCGAGAGGAACACGAAAGCAGCGAAAUCGAAGACGUCGAUAACGACAGCGACGAUAACGAAAUCAAAAACGAUAACAAAAACGAUAGCGACAGCGACGAUGACUUGGUAAGUGUGGCCGCAUCCGAGGAGGCUGUAAAUACCGGAAAGUCGGAUGACGAGAAAAGUGAAAAUAGUUUGUUUAAUUAUUGGAUGGGUCGCGAGAAGAUAACAAAUGCCAAGAUGAAAGCAAAGCAACGCGAAAAUAGCGAUGACAAUGCAAAGGAACAGGCUGUAAAGAAACGCCGCAAUCGGCGCGAAAGCAGCGACGAAGCAGAAGAGGAAAAGAAGAAGCGUUCAAAGAAAUCAAAGAAACGUCGCAAGGAGCGUGAAAGCAACAGCAGCAGCGAUGAUGACAAUUGGGUCGAACUCGACAGCAACACUGUCAACGCCAAAAAGCAGGAGGCAAAGCAAGUCAAGGAUAAGAAAAAGCAUGCAAAGAAAUCCAAGAAACAACACAGGGAACGCGAACGCAAAGCAGCUGAUGAUAAUAGCGUGCAAAGUGUGACCGUUGCAGUCAAGGCGGGUAAUGCCGACAAACCAGUGUUGAAACGUGACGAGUGGAUGUCUGUCAGCCAGAGCGGCAUGCUCAAAACCUAUAGCAAGGAACGCAAGGAACCCUGCAAACCAAAUGACAAGUUGCAGCAAAUUGACGCAUAUGAGCCAUCAAAAAGCAAGUAUGAAUUGAAUCCAUAUUGGAAGAGCAAUGGCACAGGGCUGCCAGACUUUCAGAAACCCAAAGCAGAUGAUGAACCAGGGACGUCGAUGCGUGCCAGAAGCACAAUGAACAGCGGCAUACGCAACUGGCAAAAGCCAAUGACUUCGAGCUCGAAUUCAAACUGGAACUCGUAUGGGGAUUCGAAAUCGAACUUGAAUAUGAAUGCAAGCUGCAGCAAAGCCAACACUAUGACGCAAAAGCCAAUGGCUUUGAACUGGGGUUUGAGCGCGAACUCGAAUUCGAACUCGGAUUCGUAUUUUAUGGCUGAAGCCAACACCAUGCUUAAGCCAAGGACUUUCAAGCGGAAUUUGAACUACAACUCGAACUCGAACUCGAACUUGAGCAUGGAGGAGGAUAAGGAUGAGUCAGGAACAUCUAGUUCCGGCGCGGAGGAGAAAACUGAACGUGCCUCAUCUGCGGAACCCGAAUUCGUAACCGAUGAGCAAAUCAACAAAUUGGCGGCCAAAGCACUUAAAGCUGAACUCAAGGGAAUUACUGCAAAAUUUCUACGCUUAACUGAAGAAUUGGUCUAUGCUCGAAAAGUGCGCGCUUAUUACCAAAAUAAAGCCAAAACAGCUAACCAAGCGCAAAGCGCCAAUCAAAAGGAACAGCAGAAGGAAAAGAUAAGCGAGAAAGAGAUGGAGAAACAUGUGCUGCUCACACGCAUGGAUGCUGCCGGCAAUUCGCGUCCAUUGUUGCAAUCGCGCCAAAUCGAUAACAGCUCGUUGUAUGGUGGUCGCAAGGGGGAGAAGAAAAAGAAGGACAAGAAGAUGGAGACACACGAUGGAGAUGGACAACGUGUGCGCUACUUUGCCGAUGACGAUCGCUACAAUCUCAAGGAAAUGUUUGAACGUGAAAAGCUGCCUGAAACGGCGGCUGAUUUGGAGGCACAAUACGCACGCAUUGCCGCCAAGCACAAGAAUCCCAACGAUGAUAUCGAUGACAUUUUUACCGAUGAAAUGCGCACGAAUCUAUCGCAGGCGAAUAGCGAACAACGCGAAUUUCAUCGCGCAAUUCGUGAUCACGAGAAGAUGGCGGCAACUCUGGAGAAUUGUGUGCGCUGCUAUGAAUCGAUUAAAUUCGAUAAGCAAUUGAUGGUAACCCUGGGUGAGAAGAUCUAUUUGAGUCUGCCCUGGCAUGUGGGUCUGCAGCAGAGUCACUGCAUUUUGUCAACCCUGGAGCACGUAACCAGCUGCACUCAGUUGGAUGAGGAUGCCUGGGAAGAGCUGAACAAAUUCCGUACUGCAUUAACUCGCAUGUUGGGCGAGGAUAUAAUUUUCUAUGAGAUUGCCAAUAAUUUGCACAAGCGUCCACAUUUGAGUGUUCACUGUAUUCCAAUUCCAUGGCGUCACGGUGAAAUUGCGCCAUUCUAUUUCAAAAAGGCCAUCGAGGAAUCGGAAACAACUUGGAGCGUGAACAAGCAACUGAUCCCAUUAGGGAACAACAACAAAUCGUUGCGUGCGGCUGUUCCCAAGGGAUUGCCUUACAUCUGGGUUAACUUUGGCAUGGGACAGGGAUUUGCUCAUGUCAUCGAGGAUCAGGAUCGUUUCCCUCCUCACUUUGUGCAGGAAAUUAUUGGUGGCAUGCUUCGUUUGCAACCAAAUUCUUGGCGCAAGCCGCGCAAGGAGCAGAAUCCAUUGGAAAAGGUCAAAUCGUUUGCUGAUAAAUGGAAGAACUUUGACUGCACCAAAUAAUUCUUAAAUCAAUUACAAAUUAAACAAACGAAGAAAGAUUCACGACGAAAGAUUGUGCCACUGUGACACCUGUGGACUGUGACGCUCUGUGACGCAGUGUGAAAAACAACAUACGACAACAACCCAUCUCAAGGACUGAACAGGACAUUUUAUUCAAAAUGUGCAAAUAAAAUAUUUAAUGUUGUAAAUUAAAUAUUUCAAUAAAACUUUGGUGUUUUAACAUCAAUAAAA
Messenger RNA from Drosophila innubila, 3486 nucleotides. RefSeq names its product CWF19-like protein 2 homolog. The record is from RefSeq and is a predicted model, not a curated record. Gene Ontology annotation, cellular component: post-mRNA release spliceosomal complex. Gene Ontology annotation, biological process: mRNA splicing, via spliceosome. The transcript is spliced from 5 exons. NCBI's taxonomy places the organism in Eukaryota, Metazoa, Arthropoda, Insecta, Diptera, Drosophilidae. Bases 1 to 3255 code for a protein of 1084 amino acids.